GCGACACGGUUCGUUGAUUUAAAAAAAACCAAAAAAAAACCGGCAGGUCCCUGAACACACGAAAAAUACGUAAGAGCACCAGAAUUUGCUGAAAGAGUGAAAACUAAAAGCAGUACCAUUCCCUGAAUUUGUCCCGUCAAUCAAGAUAUUGUCAUGGAUUUCAUGGGUUUUUGUGAUGGCCUGGACUUGUACACUGAUGGGGAACCAACAUCAAAAUUUCAGCCAUUAAUCAAUCAAAGUACACAAAUCCGGGACGGACUCCCAAAAAAGCUCCUACUGAACACAUCUAAGGAGACACUUGAUGAUUCUGGUGAGGUCAGAAGGUGGACCUUUGGAGAAAAGAACCAGAGUCAAACCAGAACCAUAAUGAUGUUGGGAGAAACAGGAACAGGGAAGUCCACCCUCAUCAAUGUCAUGGUCAACUACAUCCUGGGAGUAGAGUACCAAGACGACAUCCGGUUUGAGAUUAUUAAAGAGGAAGAAAGAAGCCAGACUGAAUCUCAAACCACUGCCGUCACAGUGUAUGAGGUCUAUGGAAGUGAAGGUGUUCGAGUCCCAUUCUCUCUCAGGCUCAUUGACACUCCUGGUUACACGGACACUGCAGGAGUAAAACAUGAUGAGAAAAUCGCUAAGAGUAUAAUGAAGUUGUUCGAAGCUGAAUGCGGCGUUGAUCAGAUUGAUGCAGUGUGUUUAGUGGUGAAGGCCUCACAGAAUCGUCUCACUGAUGCUCAAGUCUACAUUUUUGAUGCCAUCUUGUCCUUGUUUGGGAAGGACAUAGAAAAUAACAUCAUGGCUCUGAUCACAUUCUCAGAUAGGGGGACGCCUGGAGCUCUUGAAGCCAUUGACAAAGCUGGUGUUCCCUGUGCCAGGAACAAGAAAAAACAACCCAUUUUCUUCAAAUUCAAUAAUGUGUCCGAGAAAAUAAAUGAUGACCGUGGCGUUGAUGAUGAUGAUGAUGAUGAUGCUCUUGAUGAUUAUAAUGAUUUCUUAAAACAAAACUGGAAGAUGGGAGUGGCAACCAUGCAGAAAUUUUUUGAGAGACUAGCUACGAUGGAAACUAGAAGCCUGCAGAUGACUCAGGAUGUGCUAAUGGGUCGAGAUCAACUUGAAAUGAGCAUUCAGCAUUUACAGGAUAAAAUAAUGGCUUCUGAAAACCUACAGAAAAUGAUCAGGCAGACUCAAGAUGCCGUGGAGAAACACAAAGAAGACAUAGAUGCAAAUAAAGACUGUGUUUAUGUCGUAGAUGAACCAUGUAAAAUAAAAAUUGAUUCCAGAAAGCCUGCAACCUGCUGCAGAGUGUGUGAGACAACCUGUCACCAUCCGUGUACCGUUGUCAGCGCAGGCAUGCUAAACUGGUGUGCUGUGAUGAAGGGAAAGAAAUGUACAGUCUGUGAAUGCACGUACCAAAACCACAUUAAAGAAAAGAAGAUGUACAAGUCAUCCACCAGACAAGUCACCAGGACAUUUGAAAAACUGAAGGAACAAUAUGAAAGAGCAUCUGGAGAGAAAGGCACAGCAGAGAAUCUCAUGGAGGAUCUUCAGGAAGAUCUCGAAAAUGUUAUGUCAGGUAAAAGUGAACUCAUACAAAAGUCAUACCAGCACGUCCUCAGGCUUUCCGAGAUCGCCUUGCGGCCUGACGCCAGGUCUACUCUUCAGCAUCUCGACUUCCUGCUUGAGAGACUGAAAGAGACUGGAACUGCAGAGCAGAUUCAGAAGAUAGUGGGCAUAAAGAAAAGCGCUGAAGAGCUUAAUAAACUAAAGUAGAAGGAUAUUCUGCAACUGCGGAAACUACAAUCUUAAUUGUAUUCUGAAAAUCAAAUUUGGGAACUGCAUCUGAACUUUGAACCAGGAAAUUUGAUUCAGUGAUCAUAUACACAGUUCAUAUAUCCAGAAGUGUUCCUAUGUACUUAUUGGCACACAUUACUAGUUCACCUCCCUAUGGACUUGCAGUUUCACAUGAAGUUAUUUAGCAUGAUGGUUCCGUCAUUAUCAUAUGUUGUAGUCUCUUUAAUAAUAAUUAUAUCCUUAUUUUAGAUUCUUUCAUGAAUAACUAGUGAUCCACAAUAUGUAAAUUCUGGGGCCAAUAAUUUAUAUUUUGGCCUUAAUGACACCACUCCGAAUUACACCAAUCCAAACUAAUCAAGUUCCCACAGCAGUGAUGGAUUCGGCAAGGCGCUGGAAACAUUUAAAGAUUCUGGUCCAUGGUAACAUCAUAGCUUCACACAAUUAUUGCAGAUUUGUUGUCAGCUGCACAUUCAAGUUGUGAAUCUCCUGUUCUUUCACACCCCAAGGAUGCUCUAUUGGAUUAAGAUCUGGUGGCUGUGGAGGCCAUUGGAAUUCACUGAACUGAUUGUUGUUUGUGGAACCAGCUUGAAAUGACGUGUGCUUUGGUAGCAUGCCACACUAUCUUGCAGGAAGUAGUAUCAGAAGUUGGGAAGGUUGAACCUUCUCCUCUGACCUCUCUCAUUAACAAGAUAUUUUUCCCACAGAACUGCCGCUCACUGGAUGUUUUUGGUUUUUUGUUUUUGUAAACUUUAGACUUUUGUGUGUGAAAAUCCCAGGAGAUCAGCAGUUUCUGUGAUACUCAAACCACCCUGUCUGACACCACCAAUUAUUCCAUGGUGAAAGUAACUUUUCAUUCCCAUUAUGAUGUUUGGUCUGAACAUCAGCUGAACCUUGUUGCAUUUAAUUAUGCAUUGAGUUGCUGCCAUAUGAUUGGCUGAUUAGAUAUUUGAAGUAACAAGUUGGUAAAUGGUCAUGGUAAAUGUAAGUAGUGUACUUAAUAAAGUGUAGAUGGGCAUAAUGCCAAUUUAUGAAAGAAAAUGGUGGAAGCUCUAGAAAUACACUGCUGAUACCUAUCCAGUCUAGUACUCAUUGUAGGGACCAGAUUGGGAAUGGGUAUUGAACUUAAGUCUUGCUGAAAAUGUUUUUGUUUUUGUCUCUCUACCUGUGUACACCAGUCUAGAAAAGAGGAUGAACACCCCACUCUAUGAACACCCCAGAUAAUUCCUUAGCUUCUCCCACCAACUAAUCAUUUCUGGAAACAAAUCACAGGCAGAAUAUCUCUUAGUAUGAGCUGUAGCAUCCCACUCUGUCUAUCCCUCUGU
Conger conger (European conger) is the source of this 3107-nucleotide messenger RNA. RefSeq lists its product as uncharacterized. The transcript is spliced from 3 exons. The coding region runs from base 154 to 1764 and encodes 536 amino acids. Lineage: Eukaryota; Metazoa; Chordata; Actinopteri; Anguilliformes; Congridae. The record is from RefSeq and is a predicted model, not a curated record. Gene Ontology annotation, molecular function: GTP binding.